Molecule: messenger RNA, 2190 nt
Organism: Aureobasidium vineae
Lineage: Eukaryota; Fungi; Ascomycota; Dothideomycetes; Dothideales; Saccotheciaceae
Source: the annotation of a GenBank genome assembly
AUGCACGAAACCCUGAGUGUCAUCGAUGAGCAUAUCACAGACAUGCGUAGCCCGCGCGACGCACCCCUGACAAAUAUACACAGCCACGACACUGAGAGCAUCUACAGCGCACACGCCUCUAACCGCCUAUCUUACAUCAACGGCCGCGAGACCGACGACGAGGAGAACCAGCUGCAUACUGAGGCCGAAGUCAUGUUGUGGUCACCUGUACGCGUUGCUGAAUAUCUCGAAGACCACGGCGUCGAAAGGUCGCAUUGUGACACUUUUCGCGAGCAGGAGAUAUCCGGAGAGGUGCUUUUGACCAUGGAGCAGUCGGCCGUCUUUAUCAAAGAGUUCGAACUUGGUUCUGUGGGGAGGCGAUUGAAGACGUGGCAGAAAGUAAAGGCUCUCCAGGAUGAAGUACGCCAAAGCUCGACCAACGUACCUAGGAGUGUGUCUGAAUACUCGGCUGCUGGCGACGAUCUACAGACCGAGGCUGGAAGGAGACGGAGCCAGAGCGUGACGGCCUCCCCAUACAGACCCGUUAGCAGUAUAGCAACCCCAUCCAUGACCUUCACUCGGCCAGACAACACCCAGCGUCCCUCGGCUGCUUCCAUCCGCAACCUCAACCAUUCCCGUAGGCACUCGUCUAUGGGAUCAAUCGAUAGCAUGAAUCGCUACUCACACCAAAGGCAGUCCUCGGUCGGCACAACCUCCGGAGCGCCCACCACCACUCGCCGUCUUUCGAUUGCUCACGAACCAGCGGCCGACCUCGGGACCACAAUUGCACAGGCCGAUGGAGGCGUUGGCGACUAUGGUUUUGGCUCACUCUCUUCACCAGUCGAUUUGGACCGCGGUUACUUCUCUGGAAACGAGGUUGAUGCCCGCAACAAGCGCAAUGUUUUGCAGAAGAAGUCGACAUCGGCUCACACAAGGAACAUAAGUGCUGCUACUGAUUCUGCUCGCCACAGCGCUUCGUACAGAAAUUUCCCUAGGAUGUCCAGUGUCGAGUCGAUGCGCGAUCCUGCUUCGCCCAUCAUGUCUCCUGCGUCCAGCCAGUUUUCCUUCAACAAGCCUGCUAGUACCCGUGCUGUCAGCAGUCCACAUUCUGCCGUCAAACCCCUGGCAUCUAUUCAACAGCCCGUAUCACCCAUUGUCACACGACUAGAUCAAACUUUGGCUGACAGCGACAAUUCAUCGCUCAAUCCCUCGCCAUCACCUGCCUCGAACACUCGAUCCUUCUUCUCCAAGCCUCGUAUCGGUGGUGGACUUCGGAUAGCUUCCGAUGCCGUGACUCAGAGCGAGAAGAAGCAGAGUACCUUGAAGCACGAGCCUCUCGUUUCUCCCGCUCGUACUGGCUCUACCACUCCUUCGACCGAGACUCGUUCGUUCGAUUUGCAGAAGUCAGACAACCAAUCUCGAGUAUCAACGGGCUCUUCAGGCGCCCUUGCUCCACCUGCAAUCUCCACUCGUCCUAGGCCAAAAGUGAAGAGCAAGAAGUCAACGUCAGCAUACACUCGCGGCCUGGAGAAAAAGUCACCUGCCGAGCAGAUCGCCGAUUGUGAUUACAGUGGAUGGAUGAAGAANAAAUCCUCGAGCUUGGUAGGCUCGUGGAAGCCUCGUCUUUUUGUACUUCGUGGUCGGAGACUGUCCUACUACUAUUCUGAGAACGACACCGAAGAGAAGGGUCUGAUCGACAUCUCAUCACACCGCGUCCUGCCUGCUGAGAACGAGAAAAUGACAGGGCUGCACGCUGCACUCACGGGUGCCGGAUCGUCNCCCAUGGUGCCACAAGGGACUGUAGCGCCGUCUGCGGACGGACAAGGUCUCUUCAUAUUCAAAUUAGUCCCACCACGUCAAGGACUUAGCAAAGCUGUCAACUUUACAAAACCGACCGUACACUAUUUUGCCGUAAACAGUAGGCAGGAAGGUCGAUUGUGGAUGGCUGCGCUCAUGAAAGCCACUAUUGAUUAUGAUGCUUCGAAUGGUAAAGUCACGACAAGCUAUAGUCAAAACACAAUAUCCCUUUCAAAGGCCCGCGCACGCAACGAGCGUCCGCCUGCUCUACAGGAUACGAUCGCCACGCCUAAAGUCGUACACGAACUGGAAGAUUCAUCAAGGCCCAAAUCUAGUGGCCUGGGCAUUGGUGGUCUCGAUGAAGCUCAACCAGGAGCCGAACGGAAUGGCAGCUUGAACGAGUCGACGACAUAA